Molecule: messenger RNA, 1249 nt
Organism: Triticum dicoccoides
Lineage: Eukaryota; Viridiplantae; Streptophyta; Magnoliopsida; Poales; Poaceae
Product: ras-related protein RABA5a-like
Exons: 4
Coding region: 297-968 (223 amino acids)
Molecular function (GO): GTP binding; GTPase activity
Source: RefSeq, a predicted model, not a curated record
GCUUCUUUUUCCUCCCUCUCCCCUCCCCAUCCACCUCCCCCUCGCUCCCGAGUCCUCCUCACCUUCCCCCCUUCCAAACUCUCGCGGAUCUACUGCCCACACCUGCCGCCGUGCCGUGCCUCGGCGUCGCCGCCGCCGCCCCGGGGACGCCGCCGCCGUCGCCGUCCCUUCCCCGCCCCGCCGGGACGUCCUGCUCCGCCCCGUCGCCCGCCAUUGGGUCCCCGCCCUCCCCUCGAGGGUUACUGUGAUCUUGGGAAGCACUAGAAAGGUCGCUGCUUCUAUAGAGUUAUCGCAGAAUGGCUUAUGGUGGAGAUGAGCAGCAAAGCCAGGAUUAUCUAUUCAAAAUUGUUCUGCUUGGUGACUCUUCUGUUGGCAAAUCAAAUUUGCUAGCCAGAUUUGCUAGGAAUGAGUUCUUUCCAAAUUCGAAAUCCACAAUAGGAGUGGAAUUCCAGACCCAGAAAUUGGUGAUAGAUGGAAAGGAAAUUAAAGCUCAGAUAUGGGACACAGCAGGACAAGAACGUUUCAGAGCAGUCACAUCUGCCUACUACAGAGGAGCCGUUGGAGCUCUUCUGGUUUAUGAUAUUACCAGGCGCCAGACAUUUGACAGUGUCGGCCGAUGGCUUAAUGAACUGCACGCUCAUUCGGACAUGAAUGUCGUCACAAUUCUGAUUGGCAACAAGACCGACCUCAAGCAUGCGCGGGAGGUGAGCACCGCGGAAGGCAAAGCCCUGGCUGAGGCGCAGGGCCUCUUCUUCAUGGAAACCUCAGCGAUGGACUCGUCGAACGUCACAGCAGCUUUCCAAACCGUGGUCAAGGAGAUCUACAGCAUACUAAGCAGGAAGGUGUUCCAAUCUCAAGAGCAGAAGAAAAGCGAGCUGCAGUCGCUAAGCAACGGGAAAGCCGUGGUGCUGCAGAGCGACGCCCCCAGCGACACGAACAGCAGCGGGAGGUGGUGCUGUUCGUCGUAGAGCAUGGUUCCUGGACUUGAUGACCACGAGAGAGGGUCCCUGUUGCGUGCCGUAGGAUGUAAUGAUGCGGAUCCGGUUAGUGAAAAGUUGUGCUCGCCUUCUUCAUCAAAAGGUAAAAGUAGGCCGAGGGUUGGUUGGUUGUAUGAAAGGUGUGCUUUUCCAUUGGAGGAAAUCUCAGUGUAUAGUUCCAUUGGUCCUUCUGGGGUAAUGAUGAUAUACGUGAUUGUGUAAAGAGGAAAACUAUGCCACCCACUGGCUGCUGUGUCAAUUCAUUCCACAUC